Drosophila subpulchrella is the source of this 2295-nucleotide messenger RNA. RefSeq names its product protein Fer3 (gene sage). Gene Ontology annotation, molecular function: DNA-binding transcription factor activity, RNA polymerase II-specific; RNA polymerase II cis-regulatory region sequence-specific DNA binding; protein dimerization activity. The transcript has 3 exons. Bases 1224 to 2024 code for a protein of 266 amino acids. Gene Ontology annotation, cellular component: nucleus. The record is from RefSeq and is a predicted model, not a curated record. Gene Ontology annotation, biological process: mesoderm formation; regulation of transcription by RNA polymerase II. NCBI's taxonomy places the organism in Eukaryota, Metazoa, Arthropoda, Insecta, Diptera, Drosophilidae.
AGGCCCGCUCUGGUAAACCAGCUAACAAAAUACCUCGCGACUUCGCAAAAAUGUAAGUAAUUUCCCAUUUUCGGUUGUGUGUGUUUGCGGGUAACCGGAGAUCUUGCACAUGAAUUAGAUUUCGCAGGCAGGGUUCACAGUAGCUGGUUUUUAUUUGGAAAAAGUAAUAAUUUUUCUUAUAUCCUAAAGGUUUUAAUUUAGAGAAAUAUAUAUUUCAAAUAUUUAUAAUAAAGCAACAUUUUAGGUAACAAAGAAAAAGUAAUAUGUGACCAUAUACUACAAGCUUAAUAUCAUUUUAAAAACUAAAUUUAUUAAAACCAUUCUACUUUAAAAUUUGAAAUUAAAAUUAAGCCUACCUUAUAAAAGUCAAAUGAUUUUUCAAAUAUCAUAUCAAACGUAUAAAAACUGAUCCUAUAUACAGAAUAGCUCCAAUGAUACAUGUCCGAGUAAAAUCUUAAAAUUAGGUAAAGCCUUGAUAUACAACAAUAAUUUAAAAUUAAUAGCCAUUAUAAUGACCUCUAUUUUUAAAUUGCAUAACUAUUAAUUAAUUAUCAUAAAAACAUUUUGUUACGAAUUGGUUUUUAAGACAUAUUAGGGAGCGUUCACUAGUCAUGUAUGGCUUAGGUGCAGAACAAAUUAGUUUGAAAUUAGAAUUGGGGGGAACCAUUAAGCUAGGGUGCCUAGGCUUUAUUUUCUUACCUCCAUAUAGACGUAUAUUCAUAACUGGGCAUAUGGAUAUGUACUUUUUUUAAUUAAGUCAAAACACUUGUGUUUACAUGCGUCGAAAAUACACGCUUAUGUGCUGGGCUCCAGUGUGGGUGUUUGUAUAUAGCAAUCGAAAAAGAAAAACUCAAACUGAAGUUGUGGCGACGAUCGUCGAUCGCUGAUCCCAGAGAGGGACGACAUAAGUCAGACGCAACUCCAGCCUGCCACACGCGCCUCGAUCUCCAGCCGUCGGAGUCGGAUCGAUCGGACAAUAGCGAAGAAAUUAAGCCGCUUUGUUUGCACACCACUGUGUACCUGGACAAAAGGAUCCUUGACGACAAGUUGGUCCCCCAUAGAUCACCUGUUGACACACGUACAAAGAGGUGGCACCUUAAACUAGACGAGAUGCGGCUCUCAUCAACCCCGGAUGAGUAGUCACGUCUCGAAUCGGAUCGAUGGUAAACCUGCUGCAGUACGGCCAGUACUCUCGAUCGGUCAUUCGAAAAGCGGCUUAGGCGAUGACGGAUCAAUUGCUGAGCUCCGCGGCCAGCGCUCCGGGGGAUCCCCCGCCGGUUCUUGUGCCCGUGCCAGCCUCCACGGGUGGACCCUAUUUGAGCGGUGGCUCCGAGGGCGAGCAGGAAUCCUCGGAACAGCCCGUCCUCCUCGAGCUAGGUGCUCCCCAAUCCGCCAGCUGCCCAGCAGUUAGUCUCAACUACACUCUGACCCCCGAUGGAGGAGGUUUGCUGGCCUAUGCGCCACCUCAUCCGCACAGCUAUUCACCUAACUAUGGCUACGAGAAAGAGCCACCCAAUUUGGGUCUGUUGCCACCCACAUACAGUGUGAUCCCGCAGCCGGUGUCGAUGUGGCAUGCCGGUCAGGUGGCCUCCGGUUCGCCAGUGUGCCUGGAAAGCAGCAAACCCAGUGAACUGGUGCCACCACCCAUCUACAUGAGCUAUGGCGGUGGUAGUAUCGCCAAUAGCACGGAGGUGGACAUCUCCAAGGAACACAAUCCCGCCUGGCGGGAGAAGGCCCUGCAGAUGGAGAAGGACUACAGACGCACCGCCUGCGAUCGGGAGAGAACCAGGAUGCGGGAUAUGAACCGAGCCUUUGAUUUACUGCGCUCCAAGCUGCCCAUUUCCAAGCCGAAUGGGAAAAAGUACUCCAAAAUUGAGAGCCUAAGGAUUGCCAUUAACUACAUCAAUCACCUGCAGGCCAUGCUCCGGGAGAAUUCUGUGACUCAGAAUGGCAGUGGAUGCUGUGCCUGGAGUGGCGGGAGUAGUUCACCCUAUGACAAUGCCAACGAUCAUUGGGGAUCAUAGCUAACGAUGAACUUUAUUCCUUUAAAAAUCUUGAAAAAAUACGUUGGUGUAGUCUUAAGUGCAGUAUGCCAAAGAAUAUUCACUGGCGGUAGUCAUACCAAAUUUAAAUAUUUAAAAAAUGUAGAUUUCCAAAAAUGGGAAUUAAAUUAAGGUCAACAUAUUUCUGCUCAACUAAACUAUUUCGGAAAACAAUAGCUUUAAUUUUUUAUAGUUCAAAAAUGUUUAAUCUCCUUAUAAGUGCAAUAAUAAAAUAAAAUGCCAAAAAUAAUUG